AAUAAAAAUAUUUUAUUUUAAAAGUAUCCAAGACAAAUAGAAAAUGUAGAAAUCUAUUUUAAAUAUUUUAUUAAUAGUAUAAUGAUAGAAUUCUUUUUAUUUGCCUAUUUCUUGUUUAUCUUUUUGUUUUAUUGUAACAUGAAAGUUUGUCAUUUCCUUCGCGAAGACAAAUGCGAAGUUCUUUGGAAUACGAGUUCUAUUAUUAGGAUUUACCAAUGUUGCUUGAUUCAAGAACAAAAACCUUCUCCCCUAUGCUGUCUGUUCUUUGAUAUGCAUCUAAAAAGUCGCUUCUCCUUAAAUGUGCUAUCGCGACCGAAUAAAAUACACUCACAAAUGGGUGGCACUGACAAAAACUCGAGAAUGAAGGGACGACGAUCGAUAGAAAUUUUUAUCGGAUCCGCACACCUCGCUGUCAAUAAUUUUCACAUAUAAAUGGUAUAUUUUUGAUAAAGCAUAUACUGCUGACAAGGUUAACAAGGUUCUCCUAAACAAUAAAGAUGCCUCGAGUAAGGAGACAAGUGGUCUUGGAAGAUCCUGCCAGGCCUGUCACACCAGACAUGGUGGAAACUAAAUUAUUGAAACAAGAGUUUUUGGACGAUGGCUCUUUGGAUGAAGUUCAAGCACAAAAAGUGGCUGAAGAAACACCAAGUCCUCAUCUUCAAGACCAUCAAUAUGGACAAACACCUUGUUAUCAAGUAACAAGGAAACCUACACAACCACCACCACGAACUGAACAAAUAUCAGUUCAAGCAGUGAAACGAAGACUGAAUCUGGAAAUGGGAACCACCGGUCCUAGCCAAUCUGCCUUCAAAGCCCCUAGAGGCAAACGUAGGAGAUCUGGAUCGAGUUCUCUGGCUGGCCACACUCCUACAAAAAGUAAAACGGUAGAAAGAACGCGGUACGAUACAUCACUGAGCUUACUUACAAAAAAGUUCAUACAUUUAGUCGAGAGCAGUCAAGACGGUGUUGUAGAUUUAAACGUAGCGUCUGAAAAGUUAGAAGUACAGAAACGUCGUAUAUACGACAUUACGAAUGUAUUGGAAGGCAUAGGUAUUUUGGAGAAGAAAAGUAAAAACAAUAUACAAUGGAAAGGUGGUCAGUUACCAAACGAUAGGAACGAUAUCGCUGAUCUCAGAAGGGAAGUGGCAGAUUUAGAAGCUAAGGAAAACACCUUGGAUCGAUUGAUUCACGGUGCAGACAAAAAUCUUAGGGAGCUCUGUGCAGACAGACAAUACGCUUAUGUAACGUAUCACGAUUUACGUUCUGUCCCAAUGUACAAAGACCAGGCUAUAAUGGCAGUAAAAGCUCCGCCAGAAGCCACACUUCAUGUUCCACAACCUAUCAAUAACCUUGGUCAGCAAAAGCUUCAAAUGCACAUGAGGUCAUCUCAUGGCGAGAUAGAGGUGUUCCUCUGCCCUGAUGAUCCUACAGUCAAAACGUCUCCCAAUCCGGGUUACACGACGACGCAACCUGUGCCUUCGUCAAAAGAAUCCGAAAUACCUUGUCUGCCUCCUGAACUUCUAUCCAAUGAAGAAAGCGGGGUUCGGGUUGAACCAGUACCUUCUGUCGAGAGUUCGUUGAAUACUCGUUUGUCCACACCGGUUGCAUCUACAGUUACCAGUUUAGCAGGCAUGAGGGACGCACUUUUGUGUGAAUCUGAUGAUUAUGGACCAAUGGGUGGAGGCAAAUUCCAACUCCAAACGGAGGAUCAAAUUAGCACUUCAGAUCUAAGUAUUCUUGAUUUCGGUGAGCACCUGCUGUCUCUGGAACCGCCUCUUUCCGAAAACGACUAUUCGUUCGCGUUAGGCACGGAGGAGGGACUUUCGGAUCUCUUUGAUUUCAAAUUCUAAAGGAUAUCGUCCUAAUCGUCGUCGUCGUGACACGCAAUACACGCAAAGACCCCUGUCUUUUUUGGACUACCACACUGAGUUCGCCUCCUUAGUAUUCAAACGGAUAGAGAUCACUUGGUUAAUCCAAUAAUACUAGCGCUUUCGUAUCGAUUGACAAUUUUUAUUUUAUUAACAUCAAAAGGGAACGAUCGAGCAGAAAACGUAGCGUACGAUUCAUUCAUCGGCCCAUUAUGCGAAUUGGGAUAAAAAUAAGGAAAAUAUAGGAACAGGGAUAAUCCGGCAAUUGUGUCUCAAACGCAAAUCAAAUUCACGUUACAAUAGAAAUGGACAUGUUGCUCUGAUAAUUUUUUUUAUCAAUAAUAAAUAAUUCUGCUUCUUAUAUAGUUUUUGUAAAGACAAAGAAAGAAAGAUGGACACGUGUGUAAAUAUAUUAAAAAGUAUAUAGAUAGAACGUGUUAUUCGAGUACCGAAUAGUAUUUUAUCAAAGGUGUGUUUCACGAGCGGUAAUUUUUCUUUUUAUUUUUCUUUUUUAAGCAGUUUCCGUGUGAGAUCAACUGCACAUAGUUGUUAUCACGGUCGGCCCGUAAGUUUCGAAAUUCGGCCUGUGCGAGGAUAAGAAAAGUAUCAAAUAAACGGAGAUUGGGAUGGGGGAGGGGUGGGGGGAGAAACAUAUCACGCUAACGUUGAACGCGCGCUGUGAAGUACUUCCAGCUUGAUACGGUCGCGGCCGAUUGAGUUCAUGGGAUUAAUAAGCUCGUAGAACAGCCCAGGUGAAGUUGAAGCGCCGCUUUCUUGUGCAAUGUGUGUACUAAUAUUGUAAAUGAUGUAAGAGUAUGAAGACUAGUUGUGAAAAAGAACGGUUGAUAUAAGAGGAAGAAGAUAUAUUUGAAGUUUCAAAGAGAGGAGAGACUGGUACGAACAACUACGAUGUUUCCCUUUUUCUUUUCUUUCUUUCUAUGGUUAAUUAAUCGAAUUGUAUAAAAUGAGAAAUUAUUAUUAUUAGAAUCGAUAGCGUAUGAGAAGAAGAAGAAGAAAAUAGUUUCGAUGAAAAAAGAUCCCUCCUAGAAUAAUGUUUCUAUCGAUAUAUAUAAUUGAAAAGAUAAGAGCAACGGAAAAAACGUUUUCCGGGCGGUCGCCUUUCUCUUGUCACUUGGACUGACUGAUUGUUCUCUUUUUUCUAAAUCGUGCGCUUUUACCGCCGAGAGACCGCCGUCCGGAAUGGUCGAAUUGUAAUUAUUAAAAUAUUUGUCGAGGCGAUCGAUGCGUACAGUAGGCUUUAUCGACGAAGAAAUCGUUUGUAAAAAGAGAAAAUGAUGAUAAAAAAAACGGCGUGAGAGGGAGAGAGAGAAAGAGACGAAGAAGAUGAAAAGCGCGAGCGGCUGAAGGCAUAGUUUUUAUUCUAUAUACUUUUGUAAUCGGUCGAAUUUUCCGAAUAGAGAGCGACAAUUUGUACAGUAUGAUGCAUGAAGAAAAAAAAAAAAAAAAGAAAAGUAUAUCUAUUAUAAUUGAAUUUAUCUAUCGGUGCGGAUGAAGAACAUUUUGUGACAUGUAAAAAAAAAAGAAAAAAAAAAGAAUACACACAUAACGAACACGUACAUAUAUGAAACAUUAUCAUCUUACAGUACGAUCCUACCGAAAAAAAUAUUAUUCAGUCUGGCUAAUAGAUCAUGAACAUCGUGUCGAAUCAUCGUCGUGUUGGAUUAGCUUCUUUGACGAUGUCGUAACGAACACGGAGACGAACUCGAGCGUACGAUGGGAAAGGAGCGUAGGAAGCGGAGGAAGAAUCGUGUAAAAGCAGAAAACCUUAGGGCGUAUCGUUGUAUGCAAACGCACGUAUAUUUAAUUCGAGUCGUAACGAUAAAGAACGUUUAAGAUUCUUUUUCAGGAUACAGUGUUAUUCUGAACCUGAUUUAUAAGAAAAAAAAAGGGAUUUUUCGAAGAGAAUUUUGCACCAGUGUCAGCCUUGACUUCUGCCGCGUGAAACGACGUGGAAAAAAGAAAGAAAGUUCGAAAGAAUCAGCGUUUCGUUGAAAAAUUUGAUUAAGUACGAGGGAGGAUCAAGAUGACGAAUAUUUGUUCCUUGAGGAAGUCGAGGGCGCAUUGGAGGGAAUUGUCUCAACUGGAAAUCUCUUAAGGAUGUACCCUAAACGUACAACUUACAAUUAGUGUACGUCCAAAGCCAUAGUGCCUACACAAUAAUGAUCACACCCUUCUGCAAAAGAACUGUAAAUAAUUUACAUACUAUGCAAAAAUAUAUGAAUAUAUAUAUAUAUUAUAUAUAUAUAUACAUACACACAGACAGGCAAAAUGUAAGAACGUGACGACCCCGAUGGACAAAAACGGAAAUAAUAGAGAAAGAAAAACCGGAUGCUGCGAACACCUCAUUGCGAUUAUCACGAUAUAUCGAUUAGUUAGUUUUAAUUACGAUUAAUAAUUAAUUAUUGGUACAUUACACGAGGAAAAUGUUAGUUUAUAAAUUCACUUAUUAUAUAUAUAUUAUAUAUAUAUAUAUAUAUAUGUACGAUGUAUAUGUAUAUGUAAUAAGUACAUAUGUUUUAUAGUCAAGCGAAUAUUGUGCAGAAUAAUCGCUGGAUUCUGUUUACUUGCAAAACUAGGAAACUUAUUUUCUCCUUUUUUUAAAAAGCAUGGAAAACGCGAAAUGUUUCUUCCAACUGUACGUUUAUUUAUUUCAACGAACAACUGCUCAUUUUUCAGAGCAACAGAGAAAACUAUUAAAUAUAAUUUUCCCUCUUGUGGUUUUAUCGUCGAAUGAAAUAAAUAAGAUGAAAAUCCUUGGAUAACGUUAUUUUGCACAAUGUUCGUAGCGCGCAAUACCUGUCUGCAACAGAGAGGGUUGUAUUAGUUUCGUUUCUCGUUUCUUUUUCUUUCUUUUUUCUUUCUAUUAAAUUAAUGGUAUCGUGCUUUUCUCAUACGUAUCGUGCAACAAGAGGGUAAGCAAAAGGGAAAAAAAGAGAAACAAAGGAAAGAAGAAGAAGAGGAAGAAGAAGAAGAAAACGUGAAUCGAGAGAGUGCGUGAGCGUGUGUGAAUGGACGUGAUGAUCGAAUGAUGAUAAUUGAUACGAAUGUUCGAUGGUCGACGGUUCGAUUAACGAUCCCGACACACCGGUGAGAAGUUGCGAUAUUUUCUACCUGAAUGUUUGCGGGGAUCUCGGCGAAGUCUGAGCGCGUCCGAGAUUUUAAGAAGUGUAAUAAUGGUUUAUCGAUAUUGUAUUUUUUAUUCUGUUUGAAGAAGGACUACGUUGUAAAAAACACAUCGAUUAGAAGGGAAAAGAGAAACAGAAAAAAAGAAAAAGGACGAAGCUACGAAUAACGUUGUGACGUUUUCAGACUUACCGGGAUCCGUUUACAAUAACUUAUCGCGAAGAUGGCAGUCCAUCAGUUUUCAUUUUUUAAACCCGAUUAUUCGUGAAAAAAGAAACUUCUGGCUCGCUUCUGGCAGUCUGUCGAAUAAGACGCUUCUCGUAUUUUACAAUGGACAACAGAGCCUUUCCUUGAUUCUUUUUUCUUUUCUAUUUUCGUUUAGUGGCAGUUUUAUGAUCUUCACUUAACGCGAUCUAACUCGGCCCUAAGCAUCGAGAAUAAAUUAUUAUUGUUGUUAGCGGCGAGCAACAACGACGAUUCGAUUAUUUAAAUUAUCAAAGGAAAUGUAAAAAAGGGAGUAUAAUAGAAACGCGUUGCUUUGGAUAUUCUUGUAUAGAUAUUCUUUUUGGAAUUCGUUCGAUUCUAAUUCGUCGAUGAUCUUUUUCAUCGCUAUUCGCGUGCACGCAUUAUACACGCAAGCAAAUACACUUUUCUACGAAUGUAUUUGAGAGACUGUUCAGAAAUAUUGCUGAAAAAAGUACAGAAAUUAAUUCUGAUCGAUUGUCUUAGAAAGAAAAAAAAACAAAAAAAAAAAAAAAAUUGAGCGAUGUACGUACCAAUACGACGAAUGAGAAUUUUGUCACAUUUUACGGGCAUGACCCGUCGAACAGUAAAAAGAAGACGAAAAAAUGAAGAAGUUACAAAAUAUAACCUUGUGUAACGUCAUAGGGAGAUGUGAUGUUUUUAAUUUUCCACAACCUUUGUGUUUUGCUUAUCACGCCUUAUUAGACGAAAAAUUAUGGUUUUCAUUUACCUUGUUAUAUACAUAUAUAAAGCAGUAAGAGGAUGUAUUUAUUUUUUCGAAUCGGCAUUUCCGUUGUUCGACGUUAAACACUCGUUGCUCGACUCGAUUUUAAUUGCUACUGUAUAUAAUUUUGCACCGGAAAAUUCGUUCGUGAAAGUUGUGUACAAGUUCUAAAUGUCUAUAUCAAAAUAACGAAUAAUGUAGCAGAAGAAAUAUUUUUAUGUACGUUUAAUACGUAUAACGGUAUGAGAAAAUAAAGUAUCAAAACUUGA
Molecule: messenger RNA, 6248 nt
Organism: Bombus pascuorum
Lineage: Eukaryota; Metazoa; Arthropoda; Insecta; Hymenoptera; Apidae
Product: transcription factor E2F3-like
Exons: 8
Coding region: 498-1850 (450 amino acids)
Biological process (GO): regulation of transcription by RNA polymerase II
Cellular component (GO): RNA polymerase II transcription regulator complex
Molecular function (GO): protein dimerization activity; RNA polymerase II cis-regulatory region sequence-specific DNA binding; DNA-binding transcription factor activity, RNA polymerase II-specific
Source: RefSeq, a predicted model, not a curated record